Molecule: messenger RNA, 2774 nt
Organism: Aedes albopictus (Asian tiger mosquito)
Lineage: Eukaryota; Metazoa; Arthropoda; Insecta; Diptera; Culicidae
Product: protein lozenge
Exons: 7
Coding region: 867-2417 (516 amino acids)
Biological process (GO): regulation of DNA-templated transcription
Cellular component (GO): nucleus
Molecular function (GO): RNA polymerase II cis-regulatory region sequence-specific DNA binding; DNA-binding transcription factor activity, RNA polymerase II-specific; ATP binding
Source: RefSeq, a predicted model, not a curated record
GGAUUUUGUGGUUGCGUACGCUUUGUGUCUUUUCCCAUUCAUCAGUUCUCGGUUGUUGCUGGACGAAGCGAGACACUUAGCGGCGCUGCUCAAGUUCAACAAGCCUUUCGCUGUGGCUGUCUUGCCUUGUGGUGGCUGCUCAGCUCAAUAGGGAGAGAGCGCGCGUUUCGAUUGAUCGUGUUGUUGUUGAGUGCGGGGACGAGUGCAUCUGAUUUUCGCGGUUUGGUGCGCGGUUUAAUGCAACCGAGGAAGUGCAGUGACGUGACGGGAAGAGUUCACAGUGAUCUUCGACUUUUUUUGUGUGGAGAGCUGAAUGCAUCCGGACCGUGGAAGAAAAAGAUUUUGAAGUGUAGUGCGGUUGUCGUGAACUUGAACUACUCCAAACUGUAACGAUAUCGAUAGCACAUGGAGAUGAUUCCAGCUUUAGGUUAGGGCGGGGAAACUGUGUUCAAAAAUUUAAGAACAUAUGAGCUCAAACAUUGAGUAUAUUGCAAAUACUUUCAAUAAAAUCCCGGGUGAAAUUGGCCUAGCGGUUGAUAGGUUACGAUUCGGUGGCACACGUAAUUGAUUCGACGGUGAAGAACUGGUACGCGGCGAACCCGUCAGUGACUAAUAUCAUCCAAUCGAAUGUGCAAAUAUCUCGUGCUAAGAAGUGCGCUGAAGGUUGAGGAAGAGAAAACGAGUGAAUAGUUAUUAUUCUGCGCGGUUAUUAUUAUUCGCUUUGGCCGAUUCGCGCCAAGUCUCCUGUGAGUGAGUAAUAAGCUUUAUUGUCUCGCUGCUUCGGUGUGAUCGCUAAGUGCUUGUGCUUUGUUACGCGAGUGUGAAUCAAAAAAGCCUUCAAAAUUGCCCCGAAAACGUCAUUCCGAAUGCAUUUGCCCAGCGGUGGACCGACGGCCACUAUUCCCCCGAGCAGCAACAACGAGGCCAACGCGACGCCGACGGCUACCAUCGAGUGGGAUAUCUACAAGGACGAAGAAAUGUUGGAACCGCCCGCCGGUGGCAACAACAAUGCAGAAAACAGCUCGCCCAGUCCCGGGGGAUCCGGCGACUUGUGGUGGAUCGAGCGGAUGGUCAUAGAAGCGCAGCAGGAGUAUCCUGGUGAAUUGGUGCGAACCGGUAGUCCGUAUUUUCUGUGCUCCGCCCUGCCCAACCACUGGCGAUCCAACAAGACGCUACCGAGCGCCUUCAAGGUAGUCUCGCUGGGCGACGUCUGCGACGGGACGAUGGUGACCAUCCGGGCCGGCAACGACGAAAACUUCUGCGGUGAACUGCGGAACUGCACAGCUGUGAUGAGGAACCAAGUGGCGAAAUUCAACGAUCUCAGAUUCGUGGGCCGAAGCGGGCGAGGGAAAAGCUUCACACUUUCUAUCACAAUCUCCACCACCCCGCCUCAAGUGACAACCUACGCCAAAGCAAUCAAGGUGACCGUUGAUGGACCAAGAGAGCCUCGUUCGAAAACCAAUACUCCUCAACUGCGACCUCCACCUUUACAUCGGUUUCUGGAACAGCCGGCAUUCAGCCACUUUCCGGCUCGGUUCAACUCCAGCUCCGGCAAGUCCUCCAUCAAUACCUACAGUGCAAGUACAAACCAUCACCAUAAUAGCAACAGUGGCAGUUCCAGUCUGAACACCAGUGUCGAGUCCUCCAGUGAUUACAAACCGAACCUUACCCUCCCAGAUUAUAGCAACCCGACUGAUUGGCCAAAUGGACUUAAUUCCUCUUCAACGAGCGCAUAUGUGAGCAACUAUUCACCAAUUCAAACGACUCCUCCCUCGUACGGUGGCUACGACCCUUGCCCGAUGGCGGAACAUCCCAAUUAUAAUCUUCCUGCAGUUCUUCCAGAUACCGCACAAACCUACCAGGAUUAUUAUAGCAUUCCACCGGCGUCCGGUUCCACGCCACACCAAGCCAUGUCCCACGGAUACGUAUCAAAAACGACGGAUCUGGAUGCGUCCUACAGUUCCUACAGCCAAUGGUCUAACGGCUAUGGAAGCUACCCGUACAACACACCCUGCCCACCGCCAUUGCCACCUCCCCAGCCGCAGUACCCUUCCACCGCACCCGCCAUGGUUCUCUGUCCGCAAAUGUUCAGCACCGUGAAUCAAAAUCAAAUUCACGUGCACCUACACGGGACGGGCAGCGAAAAGCUCGAGCAAUACCUGGGAUCCGACAAUGGAUUUAGCAUAAACUCGAUCUCGUCCGGUGGCCUGAGACCCCCAGUGCCGGGGAUUGAAAUCGGCAUCGGGACUCACGAGAGCAGUAUAGUCAGCAACGAUGGCAGCCAUCAAGCGCAGCAGCAGCAGCAGCCGCAACAGCAAUCGCAACAACAUUCAACAGUGGAAGUCAGCGAACAACCAGUGGACAGCCGAGAAGAAUCGGUGACCGGUGAUCCAAGUAGCGUUUGGCGACCGUACUGAUGUUACGAGUUUUAAAAGCGCGUCGGAUCACCCGAUAGUGCUUUGGAGGAACACGCUGGGCGCAAAACAGAGGCACACGUAGACAAACCAAUCGCUCAAAUUUUUCGAUUGUAGAAAUCGUACUCUCUUUAUCUUAUAGUAGCUAAUUUAGAUUAAUUGAUGUUUAGUGUAAAAAAUGCAUAAAGCUAGUAGAAAUAUGUUUAUACAAAUUGUAGAAUAUGUUUUAGUUGUCGGAAAUGUUAUGUUCGGCACAAAUCCAGACACAAAUAGGAUUUUCAAAAUUCAUUUCUGCAAAAUAUUAACUUAUAUAGAAUAAUGAUUUCCUUAAUGUUUAAUGGAAAUAAAGAAAAUAUUGAA